CAGAAAGCAGAAGCUGUCAGCUCAUUCACUCCCCUUACAGGAAAGGGGGAGAAUAAAAGCUCUCUGGUCCUGCCUGCUUCAGAAAGCCACUAGAGCUUUUGGGCAGCUUGCGGGGCCGCUCCCUUCCCACGCCUGGACCAUGCUCCGCUGCGUCUUCCUGCGCGGCCACAGGCGAGGACUCGAUAUCUACAGCUGAGAGCUAAAACUUUUUUUGACUUUUCUUUUCCCCAACAACUGAACCAUGCCAUGUGCUCAGGGAAGCUGGCUGGCAAAGCUCUCGAUGGUGGCUCAGCUUCUUAACUUGGGGGCUUUUUGCCAUGGGAGACAAAGUCAGCCCUGGCCGGUUCGCUUCCCAGACCCGAGGCAAGAACACUUUAUCAAGUCCCUGCCAGAAUAUCACAUAGUGAGUCCGGCCCAAGUGGAUGCCAGUGGCCAUUUUCUGUCCUAUGGCCUGCAUCACCCUGUCACUAGCAGCAGGAAGAAGAGAGCUGCAGGUGGUUCCGGAGACCAGGUGUACUACAGAAUUUCACACGAAGAAAAAGACCUGUUUUUCAAUCUGACGGUCAACUGGGAAUUUCUUUCCACCGGUUAUGUCGUGGAGAGGAGAUAUGGGAACCUUUCCAGUGUUAAGAUGAUGGCUUCCUCAGGCCCGCCCUGCCAUCUCAGGGGCACAGUUCUGCAGCAGGACACCAUGGUCGGGAUCGGGACAGCAGCUCUCAGUGCCUGCCAAGGACUGACUGGAUUUUUCCAUCUACCACAUGGAGACUUUUUCAUUGAACCUGUUAAAAAGCAUCCACUGACCGAGGAAGGGUACCACCCUCAUGUCGUAUACAGGAGGCAGAGCUCCAGAGCUCCAGAGACAAAGGAGCCCACCUGCGGAUUAAAGGACAGUCUUGAUAAUUCUGUGAAGCAAGAGCUACAGCGGGAGAAGUGGGAGAGGAAAAACUUGCCAAGAAGAAGUCUCUCCCGACGCUCCGUAAGCAAGGAGAGAUGGGUGGAGACCCUCGUGGUGGCUGACACGAAGAUGGUAGAGUACCACGGAAGUGAGAAUGUGGAGUCGUACAUCCUCACCAUCAUGAAUAUGGUCACUGGGUUGUUUCAUAACCCAAGCAUUGGAAAUCUAGUCCACAUUGUUGUGGUUCGACUCAUUCUACUUGAAGAAGAGGAGCAAGGAUUGAAAAUAGUUCACCAUGCAGAGAAGACGCUGUCCAGCUUCUGCAAGUGGCAAAAGAGCAUCAAUCCCAAGAGUGACCUUAAUCCUGUCCAUCAUGAUGUGGCUGUCCUUAUCACCAGAAAGGACAUCUGUGCUGGUGUCAAUCGCCCUUGUGAAACUCUGGGGCUGUCCCAACUGUCAGGAAUGUGCCAGCCUCACAGGAGUUGUAACAUCAAUGAAGAUUCUGGCCUCCCUCUGGCUUUCACCAUUGCACAUGAACUUGGGCACAGCUUUGGCAUCCAGCAUGAUGGAAAGGAAAAUGACUGUGAGCCCGUGGGCAGACACCCAUACAUCAUGUCCCAACAAAUUCAGUAUGAUCCGACUCCACUGACAUGGUCGAAAUGCAGCAAGGAGUACAUCACUCGCUUCUUGGACCGAGGCAGGGGGUUCUGUCUUGAUGAUAUCCCCAGAAAGAAAGGCUUGAAGUCCAAUGUCAUUGCCCCUGGAGUAAUUUAUGAUGUCCAUCACCAGUGCCAGCUCCAAUAUGGCCCAAAUGCUACAUUCUGCCAGGAAGUGGAAAAUGUUUGCCAGACACUGUGGUGCUCAGUGAAAGGCUUCUGUCGCUCUAAGCUGGAUGCUGCAGCAGAUGGGACUCGUUGUGGUGAGAAGAAGUGGUGUAUGGCUGGAAAGUGUAUCACAGUGGGGAAGAAGCCAGAGAGCAUCCCUGGAGGCUGGGGACGCUGGUCACCCUGGUCACACUGUUCCAGGACAUGUGGGGCAGGAGCUCAGAGUGCAGAGAGGCUCUGCAACAACCCAGAACCAAAGUUUGGAGGGAAAUACUGCACCGGAGAAAGAAAACGCUAUCGCUUAUGCAAUGUCCACCCCUGCCGCUCAGACACUCCGACAUUCCGGCAGAUGCAGUGCAGUGAAUUUGACACAGUCCCCUACAAAAACCAAUUCUACCGCUGGUUCCCAGUGUUUAAUGCAGCACAUCCCUGUGAGCUGUACUGCAGACCCAUAGAUGAACAGUUUUCUGAGAAAAUGCUGGAUGCCGUCAUUGAUGGCACCCCUUGCUUUGAAGGUGGCAACAGCAGAAAUGUCUGUAUUAAUGGCAUAUGUAAGAGGGUUGGCUGUGACUAUGAGAUUGACUCCAAUGCUACCGAGGAUCGCUGCGGCGUGUGUCUUGGAGACGGCUCUGCCUGCCAGACUGUGAAGAAACUGUUUCGACAGAAGGAAGGAUCUGGUUACAUUGACAUCGGACUUAUUCCCAAAGGCGCAAGGGAUAUAAGGGUGAUGGAAAUCAAGGCAGCUGGCAAUUUCCUGGCCAUUAGGAGUGAAGACCCAGAAAAAUAUUACCUCAAUGGAGGGUUUAUUAUCCAGUGGAAUGGAAACUAUAAACUGGCAGGGACUGUCUUCCAGUAUGACAGGAAAGGAGAUCUGGAGAAACUUAUGGCUCCCGGCCCCACCAACGAGUCAGUGUGGCUCCAGCUACUAUUCCAGGUGACUAACCCUGGCAUCAAGUAUGAAUACACAGUCCGGAAAGACGGCCUUGAUAAUGACGUGGACAAGUUGCUGUACUUCUGGCAAUUUGGCCGCUGGACAGAAUGCAGUGUAACUUGUGGAACAGGUAUCCGCCGGCAGGCUGCUCAUUGUGUCAAGAAGGGCCAUGGGAUAGUGAAAACUACCUUCUGUAACCCAGAAACCCAGCCCAGCGUGAGACAGAAGAAGUGCUACGAAAAGGAUUGUCCACCCAGGUGGUGGGCAGGGGAGUGGGAAGCAUGUUCAACGACAUGUGGGCCCUAUGGAGAAAAAAAGAGAACAGUGCUGUGCAUCCAGACCAUGGGCUCUGAUGAACAGGCUCUCCCUGCUACAGACUGCCAGCACCUGCUGAAGCCCAAGGCCCUGGUUUCCUGCAACAGAGAUAUUCUGUGUCCAUCAGACUGGACCGUAGGCAACUGGAGUGAGUGCUCUGUUUCCUGUGGUGGUGGAGUGCGGAUUCGCAGUGUCACGUGUGCCAAGAACCUUAAUGAACCAUGUGACAAGACACGGAAACCCAACAGUCGAGCUCUGUGUGGCCUCCAGCAAUGCCCAUCCAGCCGUAGAGUUCUGAAACCCAAUAAAGAUCCAGUUCCCAGUGGGAAAAAUCAAACGACAUCAGACCAUGACUCCUUUAAGCCCAUCCCAGCACCUACACCCAAGCCCACACCACUGUCCACACCCACAGUGCCCGAGUCCGUGAGCACAAGUACUCCGGCAAUCAACACCCUUGGCUCCUCCAUAGCAUCUGAAGAAGAUCCAGAUGGGAUAGGAUGGCAGAAUAAUUCAACCCAAGCUGAAGACGACUCCCACUUCCUUACUUCUACUGGAAGCACCUCCCAGGCCCCCCUGACUUCCUGGUCUUUGAGUAUCCAGCCCGAUGAUGAAAAUGUUUCCAGUUCAGCUAUAGGUCCUACUGCAGACAGUGACUUGGGAGCAACCACAAGUGAUUUUGGCUUAUCGUCUACCAAUGCUGUGACUUGGCAGGUAACUCCAUUUUAUAGCACUGUGACCACAGAUCCAGAAAUGGAGAUACAUAGUGGUUCAGGGGAAGACAGUGACCAGACUUUGAACAAGGACGAAAGCAACUCUGUGAUAUGGAACAAGAUCAGAGUACCUGAACAUGAUGCUCCCAUGGAGAUGAAUGCAGAAAUACCACUUGGACCUCCACCAACAUCUUAUGUGAGGGAAGAGUCCUCAUGGCCUCCUGUCAGUACAAUGAUGGAAGGCUUAUUACCUGCCUGGUCCUUCAAAAAUGAGACAUCUAGGGAUGAGGGGAUGAUCACUGAAAAAUCAAGCAAUAUUUCACUCCCUCUUGGAGGAGAGCCCCAGCCAGCACCCUCAGAGAAUUUAGGAAACCAUGACCAAUUAGCAUUGCCAAAUGAUACAAGUCCAACCCAAGGCUCUGGGCCUGUCCUGACUCAGGAAGAUGCCUCCAGUCUGAUUGCUGAGGGAUUUUUGCUAAAUGCUUCUGAUUACAAGCAUCUUAUGAAGGACCACAGCCCUGCAUACUGGAUUGUUGGAAACUGGAGUAAAUGCUCCACCACCUGUGGGCUGGGGGCCUACUGGAGGACAGUAGAAUGUAGCACCGGGAUGAAUGCUGACUGCGCCACCAUUCAGAGGCCAGACCCUGCUAAGAAGUGCCACCUCCGCCCCUGUGCUGGCUGGCGAGUGGGAAACUGGAGCAAGUGCUCCCGAAACUGCAGUGGAGGCUUCAAGAUUCGUGAGGUUCAGUGCAUGGACAACUUGGACCAUCACCGGAGCCUGAGGCCAUUUCACUGUCAAUUCCUGGCUGGUGUUCCUCCUCCGCUGAGUAUGAGCUGUAACCUGGAGCCUUGUCAAGAAUGGCAAGUGGAGGCCUGGAGCCAGUGUUCUAGGUCCUGUGGAGGCGGCAUUCAGGAGAGAGGAGUGUCUUGUCCAGGAGGCUUCUGUGACUGGACAAAAAGACCUGCAUCUACUGUGCCCUGCAACAGACACCUUUGCUGUCAUUGGGCCACUGGGAACUGGGAGCUGUGUACCACUUCCUGUGGUGGUGGCUCUCAGAAGAGGACCGUUCAUUGCAUCCCCUCAGAAAACAAUACAACUGAAGACCAAGACCGGUGCCUCUGUGACCACCAGGUCAGACCCCCAGAAUUCCAAAAAUGCAACCAGCAAGCCUGCAGGAAGAGUGCUGAUUUAACUUGCACGAAGAACAGACUUUCAACCAGCUUCUGCCAGACACUAAAAUCCAUGAGGAAGUGCUCUGAGCCAUCAGUGCGGGCCCAGUGCUGUCUCUCAUGUCCACAGGAGCAGAGCAUCCAUACCCAGAGGCAAAGAAAACAGCAGUUCCUCCAAAAGCGUGACAAACUCUAGGUUCAGAGAGAAGCCACCAUCAUGGUCCUCCAUAGCCUGAUACCCAAGGACAUGGUCCAGAUGGUCACUUCACUAACAUACCACUUUUCACAUUCUAGGUUUAACUUCAGGUCAUAACAAAACAAAACACACUGUGUGUGUCUAGCCACAAAAUGUUCCUCACAGAAAGCUUGGGGCUUGCUGUUCCCUGAUAGGAAGACAAAGUAUUUGAGAAAUUGUUGCAGCAGUUGAGAUGAGUUCCUGUGGAAAGUGCCAGAUUAGGCAAGUCUCUAAAAAUAUGCCUUUCCCCCUUUAAAGAUAAAAAUAAGAGACCAGUUUUUCCAAACUACCUCAAGAGUAUCAACAAACAGAGCCACUUACCCAGGAAGCAAAUAAUCUUAAAUUUGUCUUUGUGAAUAUAUCCUCCUUGGGUACCUUGGGUAGCCGCUGUUUAAAAGUCAUGAGGCAAAUUUUAGGAACAUCUGUCCAGUAGUCAAUAAGGACAGGAAGAGAAUGCUAGUUAUGGUGCUCAGUCUACUCUCCAGCCCUGUAGGACUUCACAACUGGAAACCUAGAACCGUUUGGGUCAAACCAUAGAGCUUUGAGAUUAAGGAGACAGGGGCAUUAGAUGCAGCCUAGGCAGGGAUUAGAUUGGCGAUCAAAAAGUCAUUUUUUACUUUACUUCAGUUUCUAUUAAAAGUCCUAAAAAACACAAAUGAACAGAAAUCAACUUCUCGCUAGCCUAAGAAAGAAAAUAUUCUGUCCUUGUUCCUCAAACUUUCCUGACUUUGUCAGCUCGUCACAGAACAAAUGUAUGUCCCUGUCUGCCAGUCUUUCUCCUUCCCUGUCCUUAUCAGGGUCAUGAUCUCAGAUCCUGCCAUCAUCCUUGUGCAGGAAGAUGAUACACAAAAACUGCUACAGCUAGGAUUAUGGCUGUCUACAUACCCUGUUUUUCUCUCUGGAAAGAAAAAGUGAAGUUACAGGUUAAACCACUUUUCAAAAUCAGGUAAAUUGUACCAAGUCUAGGAAUUUAGUAGAAACUUAUAGUUUAUAAGAAAAAAAAGUUCUAAAGAGUGGGCAAGAUGACCUAUUUACUGUGUCCAUUGGAGACUUUUAAAAGUCUUUUGCCAUUAGAGAUAUAAAGCUGGGGUAGAGUGCAUAUUUAGCACAGUUGGGCAAGGCUGUAAGUUUGGUCUCUAACAACACAUGCAUGCAUGAAUAUACACAUACACACAGAAACAAAAAUGGAGACGAACUGACCUUGUGGAGAGCAAGCAAGUCACAAGGGUCCAGAACACAGAAAUAGAAGUUAGCAUGCUGAUUUUAAACAUUACUCCUACUGAAGUCAGAGUAGGCUGUGAGCACAAACUCGGAGCAAAUUUCCAGGUGAGCCUAUGGUGUGAACCUAGAGAGAAAGGAUAAGCAUGUUGAGAGAUUCAAGCCCUGGGGAAAGACUCCAGAACCAGCUCUUGAUAGGAUAGAAGGCAAUGUGUGCCUUCGGGUGAUGGAUCACAUACUUUAGACUUAUGCACUAAUAUGCAAUUGUCUUUAUUCUGGAGUACAAUACCCACAGCUUCCUGUAGUUAUCUAUCCAUUCAGCAGAGUGGUGCUAUUGAACUUGGUGCUAAUACCUAGAAGGUGGCAGAACUAGCAGAAAUGUUAACAAAUAGUCACGUGAAUGGCUAGGUGUCUACGAACUUCCAGAUCGACAUAUGCUUUGUGUAAGAUGGUGUUGCUGGCCAAUGCCAGUUUUAUUUGUUCUGAGACCAUAAACAUAAUAUUAUAUAGUAUGUGCUUUUAAACUUUUUCAAGCCACUAGUAUGUAUUAUUCUGAUCAAUUCCUGUGGAAAAUAAAACACUGGGAUUUGGAUAAAAUUCAAGGUAUACCAGAAAAAAGAGAAAAUGCUGAAGCCAGGGAAUUUAUGUAUUGUGUAGUUAAGCAUACAUUCUUGCAUUCCAUCUUUACAUAAAAACAUUGCUGGCCAAUGACAAUCUCUGGUGAAAUAGCUAUUUUACAGAAAUACUUACCUUAUUCUGUUAGUGGAAAAAAAUAGAGGGGAACUUGACUUUCUUAUGAGGAAUUCUGCAAAGACUAGUAGUAUAGGCUUUCAAGAGUAUUAAUUAGUAAGCCAUGUGAAUUUAAGUUAAGCUGGUACUGUUCUAGAGAAAAGUACAUGACAUCAGAGUCCUGGGUAUGACCAGGCUUAUGAAACUCAGGAAGAAACUUGGAUUUCUACUGACCUCAACAAACUAAAGUAGGCCAGAUUUCCCAAUGCAAAAGGUAGACCGUGUCAUUUGAGGUCCAUGUUGUAUGAGCCUGUGGGGAGAGUCUGGCCAGGUGCUUCAUUCUAGAUCUUUCUCCAGUUUUUUGAGUACAGAAAAUAGGCCUCUGAUCAUGCAUCAUGGACAUCCUCUUCCUACUAUGAUGAGACUGUCCUAUGGUGUGUGUCACUUGUGUUUGCUGUAGCAGUCAUCAGUCAGCUGCUCUGCUGUGGGCUAUCAGUGUUUCCAUGGAUAUCUAAUGCUUGAGAUGCUAGAAGAACUUUGAAUAACAGGAUGGCACUGACAGCAAGAGCUGGAUAGUGUCUUCACAGGGUCAAACGUGAAGACUUGGUUUAUUUCAUCCAUAUCUUCCUUCACAUUAACUCCUUGAAGAUGUGAACAAGUUCAGGGAGACACUGGAACACUCUUACCAUGGGUCAGACAGGUCCACCACGGGGCCUUGUGCUUAAAUACAUCAUGUUGGGUUUACAUUGCUUUUCAGAGUGAUAGAAUUAGUUCUUCUCCAAAAAGUUAUAGGCUAUUUAAUUCAUGAACAUCAAAAGUUAUGCCAUAAGAAGACAGUAUUCCUAGAAACUUUAUAGCAAUACUUUGUUCAAAUCAUGACUCAUGUCCUGCAACAAAGAAUUGUUUUCCUCUGUAGGAAUAACUAUUUAGUCAUAGGUCUUCCUAAAUGAGAGCACAAACAGCUCCUUCUGGUCUCCUAUGACAGCAUGUUUUCACUGGCUUUCCAACACAAUGCUUUCUGAGAGUCUGUUCUGAACAACCUUCAUCAGGAAUCCGAAGCAGUUUGAGGAAUUAUAUUAUUUCAGACUCUACCUUACUAUUCAGUUAGCUGAAGUUCUCUGAAAGCUACAUAUUGCUAACCUAGAAAAGUGCAAAGUCUUAGCUUUCUCCUUUCUCACCUCAAGAUGAAGCUCUGGGACAGCCUAUCUGGUGCUCAGUCCACAGUGAUCCACUUACACAGGCCACAUGUCUUGAGCUUCCUGGUGCUAUAGUCAAUCCAAUAUAUUGAUACUACUCCUGUUGCUAAUUCAAGUACUUUUUAAAUUCUACUAUUUUUAUUUUAAGCUCUGUCACUAAAAAUAAUGUGAUGGGGAAAAUGUAUUUCUCCCUACCUUUGCCCACCAAAAUAAUGGCAUGACAUCCAUAGUUAACUCAUUGUUUCCCCUGUAUUUCUGCAUUUCUGCCUCACCAGCUGAUUCCCACACUCUUUAUGUACCUGAUGAGUACCUCAGUAUUAAAACCAGAUUAUAAUCAUAGGCUGUCUUUGUGUGGCAUCAAUAAAUGGCCAAACUCA
Grammomys surdaster is the source of this 8600-nucleotide messenger RNA. It is a transcript of the gene Adamts12, whose product is annotated as ADAM metallopeptidase with thrombospondin type 1 motif 12. Gene Ontology annotation, molecular function: metalloendopeptidase activity. Gene Ontology annotation, biological process: proteolysis; extracellular matrix organization. Gene Ontology annotation, cellular component: extracellular matrix. The transcript has 24 exons. Lineage: Eukaryota; Metazoa; Chordata; Mammalia; Rodentia; Muridae. The record is from RefSeq and is a predicted model, not a curated record. Bases 242 to 5041 code for a protein of 1599 amino acids.